CCAGCCCAUUUCAGCUCAGUUCCAUUUCGUUCGCAUCUAGAACAGACAUACUGGGAGCAAAUAAAUACUUUUUUUUUUCAGUAAAAAAUCAUAUAAAUCAAAAUCAAAUCACUUCAAAAAUCAGCAUGGCCAUAGCUAAAGUAAAUCUGUGGAUUUCUCAAAUUCGUGAUAUGGGACGCAGCCUGCUCUCAACAGAUAAAGCCAAAAAGUUCCUUUCCGGUAUUCAGACUGCCAUCAAACCUUUACCGUCGUCGUCGUCGUCGUCGUUGUCUAAAAAGUGCCCAUUUGAAACCAAUGAUGUCCCAAUAACCAAGAGUGAUAUGGGCAAUCCAGCUAUUCCGAAAAUCGACGGGGAAAUGAGUACCGGACCCAAAAACGGAUUUAUAAGUCGAGUCCUCUACUACCGCAGAUUUUACAUGAAACGUUAAUGGAUAUAUGAAUAUUGCCGAAUUCCAACUCAAAAUUCUUAACGUAAUAUGAAUUUUAUAACCAAAUACUUAGCUAAGAUUUGUGUUAGGUACUUUCAUAUUAUCAACAAUAUUUCUAAAUUAUUACCGAUAUCUUGAAAAGAGUUGAUAUUGUUAAUAAUCUUAUAUAUUUUUUACUAA
Messenger RNA from Drosophila elegans, 608 nucleotides. RefSeq lists its product as uncharacterized. The transcript is spliced from 3 exons. The record is from RefSeq and is a predicted model, not a curated record. NCBI's taxonomy places the organism in Eukaryota, Metazoa, Arthropoda, Insecta, Diptera, Drosophilidae. Bases 126 to 428 code for a protein of 100 amino acids.